Molecule: messenger RNA, 1960 nt
Organism: Chenopodium quinoa (quinoa)
Lineage: Eukaryota; Viridiplantae; Streptophyta; Magnoliopsida; Caryophyllales; Amaranthaceae
Product: molybdate-anion transporter-like
Exons: 10
Coding region: 103-1458 (451 amino acids)
Biological process (GO): molybdate ion transport
Cellular component (GO): membrane
Molecular function (GO): molybdate ion transmembrane transporter activity
Source: RefSeq, a predicted model, not a curated record
CGGAAAUUAAAUCUUCAUAAAACUUGACUCUCAUUUUUUUGAUUUUCCACUCCAGAUCUCAUCUGAGAGAAACACGCCAAAAUCAUACUCAAACCGUCGAAAAUGGGAGUAGAAAUCGCAAGCGAAGUAUGGCAGCUUAAUCCGUCACUUUACUUAUUCAUUAUCGUCGCUUCUUUCCUAUCAAUUUUCAUCCUACCUCACUUCUCCAAUCGAACGACGUCGUCUUCUUCCGACAUUAAUGUCAUUUCAUCCUCUCUCUCCUUCAAAUUCCAGCGGAAAUUCCUCGUUCUCUACUCUCUCUCCUCAGUGUUGGAAGGUUUAUGGUUGGUGUACGGAGAGUAUGAAAUUGUAAAUUAUGGACUGAAUAAACAGCAGAUGAUAGUGUUGCUAUCUUCUGGAUGUUUAGCUUCGCUUGUUCUCGGCACUUUAUUAGGCAUAUUUUCUGAUGCAUUAGGCCACAAGAAAUUUUGUCUUCUAUUUUCCAUCCUACAUUUGAUCAUGGCUGUGUGGAAAACACUUGCAGCUCAUCCUGCUAUUUGGGUAGCCAGCAUCUGCUUGUCUCUCGCCAGUUCCAUAUUUUCGUUCAGUUUCGAAAGUUGGAUGGUGGUUGAACAUGAUAAGCAAGGGUACAGGCAAGAUGCAUUGAAUGAUACUUUUUGGUUGAUGAGUUUUUUUGAGUCAACAUCUUUGAUAUUAAGCCAAGUUCUUGCAAACUGGGCUCUAGGCCAUGGUUCUAUGAAGGGUCUCAUUUCUUCUUCAGUCAUAACUAUGCUCUUGGCAUCUGUCAAUCUUGCUUUCACCAUCAGAGGAUGGCCAGAAUCAUCAGCUCAGGGAAAGGUUAAGGAACAUAGAGCAGCGUUUACUGUGUUUAUUUUUGGAGACAAACGGGUAUGGCUAUUGGGAUGUGCCCAAGCUUGCCUUCACUUCUCUGCUGCUGUAUUCUGGAUUGUAUGGGCACCAACUAUAGUGGCUGAUGGGCGUGAAGUGCAAUUAGGGUUUAUUUAUCCAUGUUUUUUGGGUGCAAGGAUGCUCGGAAGCACAACUUUUCCAUGGACCCUGAGUGGAUUGCUAUCACUUCGUAUUGAAGAUUGCUUAUUGUAUGAAUUCAUCGCUGCUGGGGUUAUCCUGUCGAUUGUAGCAUAUGAUUACCAGGAAAUAGGUGUAUUUGUUGCACUUUUCUGCUUAUUCCAGGCUGUUGCUGGCCUUAUAUUGCCAACUCUUGCCAGGCUGAGGACCAUGUAUGUGCCAAAUGAGUUCCGUGCAGGGAUGAUAAGUUUGUCUCUGGCUCCAGCAAAUGCUGCUAUCUUGUGUGUUCUAAUCCAGGGUGGCUAUUACAGGAACGUCAACAAUUCCACUAUAACUGCCUUUGCUGCCCUGGGAUUAUUUUUGGCCGCAGGUUGCAUGUACAUGUUGAAGCAUCUGGGCAAACAGCCUCACCAGAGCUGGCACAAACAAUGAUCCUAGCAUCGCCAUUUUUUUGAGGUUAAUGCUGAUGGAGACGAAUUUGAAAGGGGUAGAGAUGAUUUGGUUUGUUGAUACUUUGAUGCUGAUUUUAAGUGAAAAUCCGUGAAGUUAUACUACUAAUACUAGGUACAGAGUAUUACUUUAUGAAGUUCAGAAAUCGAAAUCUCAUGGAAUGUGGAGACACUGGUUCAAUAUUGCAUCCUAGAACAGGCAUUCUUCUUCUUCAGCCAAAUAAUGUACAUCGAAUGGGAAAUAUCAGCCAGUCAACUAGUCAAGGCUCCAAACAGAGGGGGUGCUUGGGAUAGACUAAAGACCUAAGAGCGAACUUCUCUCCCUCUCUCUGUUUUUUUGUUUCUUUUUCUUUUUUUCAUUUUUUUUGGCCGCAACUUCCAGCUUGUAUUUUGGAUCACAAUCUUUUGAACUUUUGAGAAUUUGUCAACCAGCUGCAGCUUUGACAUUUUUUCGGAUGGGUUAUUAUCAGAAAGAUUGCAGAUUA